UUCGGUUUCAAGUCCAGGCACCGGUUUUUAAUGCCAUUUUAAUGCCUUUUUUGUUUGUUUGUUAUAUUUUUUUCUGUGCUCUCGUAUAUAAUUUUUAUUAUAUUUCUUUUUGUUCAAGUGCAGCAUUUGUUUCAAUCAAUAGAAGUGCUAUCGAUGAAUAAUUUAUAUAUACGAGUAUAUUGAAAUCAUAAGAAACAAGUGUGAAAAAGCGCAAACAAAAAAGAAUAAUUGCAAAUAUAGAACAGAAUCUGCUGGAAAAAUGCAACUCCACUGUCGACCACACUCUUGGAGGCGAAAAAAUUCAACGACAAUAACUACAACAAGGAGCUGGUCAUUUGCUCUGCUGUCAUGUGGCCUUAUUUUUGUAGCACUCCCCAAACCCUCGGCCUCUACAGAGGGUGAUACUUGUCGGAUUGAUAAGCUGAAUAUGAAUGGACGCUGUACAGCGUCGAACAUGUGCGAGUCUAUCAUUGACGAUUACUUCAGGGCCGGAAAACUGACGUCUAGAGAUGUGCCUAGCUGUGGUUUCUCCGCUCGCGAGGAGAUUGUCUGCUGUCCAACUGUCAAGUGUUGUCCCGAUGACAGGAGCGGCAUCAGUCAUGAACAAAUGACGACACCCAUAAGAAGUACUACGAGUAGAAUGUUUUCUACUCCAGUCGAAAGGGCAACUACCACCACAACAACAAGUACACCGAGAACCCCAAGCAUUAAAUUGAACAAGGAUGUGGAGUUUUUUGAUUUUACUAAAUUGAUUGGCAGAGCUCAGAAUCAAACCGAUAUCCUGUCAGUGCCCAGCAAUGGAAAUAACGAAAAUGCAAACACAAAUCCCAACAAUGAUAAUCGCAGACAAACACAUGAAGCCCUGAGAGGAGCUCGCUUGGAAGACCCCCAGACGAGGCCUGGCUUAGAACUGAAUAAUGUGGAGGCAACUGGCAGUCGACCAGAACCAUUUCAAAGCAUCGGACCCUUCGGUCAGACGUCACAGCAAUUUGCUGGGCCUGGUAAUGGCCACUCCAGAGGUCGAGGUUGGGAGCAACCACCGCCCAUGCGGCCUCAGCCGCCAGGUAGGUCACAACCGCAGAUACCGUCCUGGUGGCCCCAACAGCCGCAACCUCAGCCACUACAACGGCCUCUGCGGCCUGAACCGCCGCGCCAACCAGUCAUAUGGUCCCAGCCCGUUCAACAACAACAACAAGAACAGCAGCAACAGCAGCAACAACAGAACUCCAACAAUUGGUCGAAUCGACAAGAAGCGCCUGACCGAUGGCCCAGUCCUGUUCAAUCAGAAAACCUCAAUGAUAAUCCUAUUAGGCGUGUUAAUGAACAAUUGCGCCAGCAAGGCAUGAAUAUUGUGGAGGCCAAGCAGUGGACAGCGUUUGAUGUUGAAAGUACAACAACAACAAGCACAACAACAACAACAACAACAACUAUCAGACCACCCGUAUAUGAGUUUGAAGAUGUCUUCGCACCAUUUACAUUUAGGGAGCCCAUCGAUGAAAUCACAAACAAUGAGUUGGACAAUGGCCAAGAUUUUGGGAAAAGCGAUUCAAUUGUAUCAACGACAACGCCCAAGUCAGAAAGUCGAAAUCCUGAGAGACCAGCAGUGACAGCGUGCCAGAGGAUCGAGGCAAGGGAGGAGAUUGGACGCCAGAUUAGCAUGCACAUUCUGGAUGGUAUACCUGUGGAGGAGGGGAUCUAUCCGCACAUGGCGGCCAUUGGUUUCAGGAGCUUCGGCACCGAGCAGUUCCGAUGUGGUGGCUCACUGGUGGACAAGCGCUUCGUCCUGACUGCUGCACAUUGUGUCAACGAUGGUUCGCCUGAAUUUGUGCGUCUGGGUACAGUCGAUAUCGAAAAAAAGGCGCCUGGCUAUCAGGACAUAGCGGUUAAUGCAUCAAAGAUUGUCAUACAUCCGGAUUAUGUAAGUACCUCCAAAUACCACGAUAUAGCGAUACUGGAGCUGGAGUCCGACGCCAUCUACACACCAAAUGUCUAUCCAGCGUGUCUGGAAACAACUCUACAGGAUCCACCACCAACUGCCAAUGUCUUUGUAGCUGGCUGGGGGGUUAUGAAUACGACAACCAAGCUGCCGUCCAAGUUGCUGUUGCGUGCCCCACUGGACAUCGUGCCCAUCAAGAGCUGUAAUGAGUCGUAUGCGGCCCAGCCUCCUAGUCGGCGCCAUUUGGCAGAUGGAGUACAAUAUACCCAGCUUUGUGCGGCCGAUUUGACGAAGCAAAAGGCAGAUGCGUGUCAGGGCGACUCUGGGGGUCCACUGAUCUGGGAGAGGAAUGUACUGGAUGGCCUGUAUAGCAUUGUGGGCAUCAUAUCGGCAGGAUUUGGCUGCAACAGCAACACGCCUGGUCUGUACACACGAGUUGCUGCCUAUCUGGACUUUAUAGAGAGUGUUGUUUGGCCGGACGCUCGGCGCUUGUGAUCGAAAUAUGCUUUAUAUACAUAUUACAUAUGUACGAGUAUGUUUAUGUGCGUGUAAUCUUAUACUAGCUAAUAAAUCGUAAGGAAAUGUG
This is a messenger RNA of Scaptodrosophila lebanonensis, 2522 nucleotides long. Its product is annotated as serine protease persephone. Gene Ontology annotation, biological process: proteolysis. The record is from RefSeq and is a predicted model, not a curated record. The transcript has 8 exons. NCBI's taxonomy places the organism in Eukaryota, Metazoa, Arthropoda, Insecta, Diptera, Drosophilidae. Bases 260 to 2431 code for a protein of 723 amino acids. Gene Ontology annotation, molecular function: serine-type endopeptidase activity.